GCGGCUGCUAUGAGCUCAGCUCUGGGCAGUAACCUGUCAGAGCUGGACAGGCUGCUCCUGGAGCUCAACGCUGUCCAGCAGAACUCUCCCUCCUUCCCCACCACAGAGGAAACAGCCCCACCCCUGCCAUCCUGCAGCAUAACCCACUAUGUGCAGGAGAACGGGGCUCCCCCUGACGUUAUGGUGAGCCCUCCGUCUCAGGAGAAGACCAAACGGAACGGGAGGCAGGCGGUGGAGGAGGGCCGGCCCACUGUGGAGAGUCUGCUGGAUGAGCUGGAGGGCUCUGUACCCACUCCCAGCCCCUCUGUCCUUCACAAUGAGUUGGACUCUUCCUCUCAGCAGCAGGCCAGAAUGUCAGCUUCCUGUGCCACACGUGAACUUGAUGAGCUCAUGGCCUCCCUUUCCGACUUCAAGAUCAUGGCCCAGGGGAAAGGUAGCCCUGGAGGCCCCCCAACACAGGUCAACAAGCUGGACAACAUGCUCGGCAGUCUGCAGUCUGACCUCCAUAAACUGGGUGUGCAGACUGUGGCCAAGGGAGUGUGUGGGGCAUGUUGUAAACCCAUCGUGGGACAGGUGGUUACUGCCAUGGGGCGCACAUGGCACCCAGAGCACUUUGUGUGUAGCCAUUGUCAGGAGGAGAUAGGUUCCAGAAACUUCUUUGAGCGUGACGGAGCGCCCUACUGUGAGAUGGACUACCACAACCUGUUCUCCCCACGCUGCCACUACUGUAACGGCCCUAUACUGGAUAAAGUUGUCACUGCGUUGGACAAGACAUGGCAUCCUGAACACUUCUUCUGUGCUCAGUGUGGAUCAUUCUUUGGCCCAGAAGGCUUCCAUGAGAAGGAUGGGAAGGCGUACUGUAGGAAGGACUACUUUGACAUGUUUGCACCGAAAUGUGGCGGCUGUGCCCGAGCCAUUCUGGAGAACUACAUCUCUGCGCUAAACUCCCUUUGGCAUCCAGAGUGCUUUGUCUGCAGGGAGUGCUUCACCCCAUUUGUGAAUGGGAGUUUCUUUGAGCAUGAUGGGCAGCCCUACUGUGAGGUGCACUACCACGAGCAGCGAGGCUCCCUCUGCUCGGGUUGUCAGAAGCCCAUCACCGGCCGCUGCAUCACAGCCAUGGGCAGGAAGUUCCACCCGGAGCACUUUGUUUGUGCCUUCUGCCUCAAGCAGCUCAACAAGGGCACCUUCAAGGAUCAGAACGACAAGCCCUACUGCCAGGGCUGCUUUGUGAAGCUCUUCAGUUAGGGAGUGUGUGGCUCACAAGCUUGUAUCAGAAAGUGUCUGUGUAGCUCUGGUAGUGUGUGCAAAUCAGAUUGUGUGUGUUUGAAUUGUUUUAGAGGGAUGUCUGUAUACUGACGAUGUGAAUGGUGAAAGUGUGUGUGUGUUUCAGGUAGUAUGUGUGUGAGAUUCCAGCAUUCUCUUUUUGGCCCUUGAAGUGUAAUGGACAAUUGGAUCAGGUCUCUGCCUGUGCGCUUUCCGUGAUGCUCAGAAUAGUGUGAUUUCAAACCCAAAUGGUUUUGCUUUGCUUUUGUAGUCCGGGUAAAUGCUUACUGAACACUGUAAGAACACAUGGGAUGCGUAUAUGGAAGUGUUUUGAGGUUGCUGCUCACUGGUUGAGUGUCUCUUGAAAACCAUUUGAAAUGUGACAUGUUACUAGAUCAGGGAGAUGUUGACCUGUCUUUUUUUAUCAGCUGAGGCCUUUUUUCAACUGCUAAAGCAAAGGCCUCGGUGAGAGUUCUUUAAUUUGCUGUCUGAGUAACAGAGAACAGAUGCAUAUAAUGAUGUCAUUGUAGCUUUGACUGGAAAUAGGCUGUGGGUCAGUCAUUAUUUUAGUACUUGUGAAGAACAUGGUUGUGUCAUCAGACCCUUGUGGACUCAUUUUCACACACGGCCUUGUGACACACAAUCAUUAACACCUCCACACAAGCAUUUGGUGUUUGACAAACAUACGAAUGCUGACAUGUUACAAUUUAGAUUUAAUGUAUAUUGGAAUGUUUCUAUAAAAUGUAUGUGAAAAAGAUGAAUUUACAACAAAUAAUAUUUGACUCCCUCUGUUUGGGAAAUUGGAGUCACAUAUAACGCCAAAUGGGGAGAUGGAUAAUGUUACUUUGUCACCUUCUCCACUGCCCACUCAGUCCUCUAGAGCUUAACCGUUAGUUGGACUGGUUUGGACUUUCCUUUAUGUUCAGAAAGUGCUGAUGCAGUAUAAAAGAGUAUGCCACUAUAAACAAUUGAAUUGAUUCUGCAUACAGGAAACAGUUGCAUUUUACUGUGAGAAUACUGUAUACAAAGCGCUGGUCAGUUAAUAGUUUGAAUAACCACUCAUUAAGAGAAAUCCUCUUAGAAAUUUCAAAGCAUAGAUGCUUUUCUAUUUUUCAAGAUCUGUGAAGUUACUGUGCAUUGAGUUUGACUUUUUGUAAAAUAAAUAGAAUACUGCACAAGGCCCCUUACGUAUGUACACACAGAUUCUAUGCAAACAAUACUGUGUGCAGCUGCAAACAUUUAACUCAACAACCCUCUUGACUCUAUCCAAGUGAUGCUUUCAAGGAAUAUGCCUAUCUAUUUUCUGUACCAAUAUAUCAAUGCAAUGUCUUUUACACUGGGGAGACCAGCAAGGAAUCCUACUGUUUAUAGACUGGGAGUCCUGGACUAUCUCUUCAGAUUUCUGUCAGUGUGAGUCCACUGGAUAAUGUGUGUUGAUAUUGGUCUGAGAGUGUGCACUGUGCAGGAUCUACUGUACACCAGUUGUGUUUGUGGACUUGUAUUCUUAUCCAUCACAUAAUUGUAUUGGGUCUGUAUCUUGUUCAGGGAUUUACACCCAGAGCUUGUAAAUCUCUGUUCAUUGUUUUAUUUAAAUCAUUUAACUAUUUGUCUACUCAGAA
This is a messenger RNA of Oncorhynchus keta (chum salmon), 2882 nucleotides long. RefSeq names its product paxillin-like. Lineage: Eukaryota; Metazoa; Chordata; Actinopteri; Salmoniformes; Salmonidae. The coding region runs from base 10 to 1245 and encodes 411 amino acids. The transcript has 8 exons. The record is from RefSeq and is a predicted model, not a curated record. Gene Ontology annotation, biological process: endothelial cell migration; transforming growth factor beta receptor signaling pathway; substrate adhesion-dependent cell spreading.